CCUGUCCGGGCCCUCGGCGCUGCCCAAGAAUACAGAAUACCGGCAGGGGCCCUUUGUCUCGCUCUGCUGUGCCCUGGACGGGCAGCAAGGGCAGGUAUCUGUAUGUACCCCCGCCCCCUGCCCUGUGGGUUAAUCAAGCUGUCAGUUGUCGUGCGUGACGUCGGCUGCCCCCUUCGAACAAGGCGUGCUGCCCCGUCUCCAGCCUUUGCGCACCUCGUCGCACACCAACACAACCUGCUGCAUCGAUGAUGAUUGCACUCCCCUAGCACCCGUCUCUCCGUCUUCCGACCCCGUUCCUUGGACGCGCACAUGCGGACCCUGAUAAUUUGUCCUCCCGCCGUAGAAUGUUCCUCCCACCCGCCGCCACCAGUCAUUGACACGCAUAGCCGCACAACAACGCGAUGGCUUCUCUCCUUUUGACCUCCUAGCCCGCCCGCCUCUGCUACCGCCCGCCCAUACGGAUACACUCUCUCUGACCACUCCCAUACCUGUACAACACGCCUGUUCGUCACUGUCCAGCCAGACUCUUCCUCUUCCUCCGCGCAGAGGAUCGACAACAGAGACCCCAGGCUGAAGUGGGCGAGAGAGAGUCUUCCGACAUGAUUCUCACUCUCACCCUCUCUCACUAGACUUGUACUUCUGAAAUGACGACGACAAUUUGACGCUAUCGAACAACAGAGGCCCCCGCUCCAUUAUGGGAUCUGAAGAGGCCCUUCGAUCAACCACCUCAAAUCCAUACGCUUCUCAAGACACUCCAUAUUCCAGCGACAGCUUGCGCCACACUUCCAACGUCUAGUUCCGCUGCCCGUUCUCGUCAGGAAGGCGUGAAUCGGAAUCAACCUGGUAAAGACACACACAAAAAGAAAAGGGCGAGGGGGGGCCUGGCCCUCGCAGCCUGUUAACUUUGCUGACCAUGUGGAAGGCCGGCCAGGCUGCAAGCUUGUUCGAGAACCCCGUCCUUAUGACUACACCCGGGCAGUCCGAGGCUCUCACGGCACUGCAACAAUCAUCUCUUGAUAUCCCGUUACCUGCCCACGACCAAGACGACCAAGAACCAUCCUCGCGGGCUUCUGAGGCCGAGUUGAAAGGUCUCUGGGCCACCGCACGGGUAUUCCAGUGCCCCAAGUGCAAGCGCCUGUUAGACGAUCCUGUUGAAUUACCAUGCGGGAAUUGCAUCUGCAGGGCCUGCAUACCCCAACUCCAGGCCAGACCCGAUAUCGAUGACACAUUAUGGCCUGGCACCGCGCAACGGCGGCAUGAGUUUAGGUGUCCGUGCUGCCCGGACGGCCACACCACCGAUGCUUGUUGGUCGGACAGGCUCACGGCCGAUGUUCUGUAUACCACCAAGCUAGUCCUUUCAGGGUCGACCAGGUCCACGCAACUGGUAGAAGCAUUUGAGAUGCUCAGCCACGGGCGCAUCACAGACACAGACGAGUUCCAGCAACCUACGCCACCAGACGACGACCUCAUCCUAGAUAUCCGAAAGCUCGACCACCUAUUGCGCAGUCAGAUGGACUGUGGGAUAUGCUAUCAGCUCCUGUACGAACCGUGGACGACGCCGUGUGGUCACACGUUUUGCCGGCAUUGCAUAAAGAGGGCGCUCGAGCAGCCCCAAAUCGGUCCUUACUGUCCGGCUUGUCGCGGUGACAUCGCCCUGCCAUACUUGGACAGUCGUCUCUUCCCACCAAACGGAUUCCUCUCGCGCCUGGCACUGCAUUUCUGGUCGGAUGAGCUCGAACAGAGGAAGCCAAUCGUUCGUGGGGAGUCCCCGUACCCUGUCAUGGAUGACACAGGACUGGAUGUCCCGCUGUUUGUGUGUGCUGUGUCCUUUCCAGGCAUGCCGACCUUCCUGCAUGUGUUCGAACCGAGGUACCGAGCAAUGAUUAUGAGGACAUGGGCCGGCGGCCGGGGGGGCAAGGAGUUUGGCAUGCUAUUCGACAGGCACGCAACCAUCGGCACCCACCUACGAGUCGAGGCAGCCACCUUCCUCUCCGACGGACGAAGCUUAUUGGAGACAAAGGGUGUGUCACGCUUCCGUGUCAAGCGGCAAGGCAUCCACAGUGAUGGAUAUGCCAUUGCCGAGGUCGAGGACUUCUCUGACGUCAGCCUCUAUGAGGAAGAAAGGAGAGAGGCUGCCGACUUCAGGCUGAAACCAGAAGCACGGAAUCCCGAGCCCGAGGUGCCAUCCAACGACGAUAUCAACUGGAUGAAGACGAAAGCCCUCAUGAGGUUCGCCAGCCGGUCCAUAACGCAAAUGGCUGCCACAAACCCCAGAUGGCUCAACUCACGCAUCCUGGCGGUGUUCGGCGAGUGCCCCAACGAUCCGGCCGUGUUUCCCUGGUGGUUCGCCUGCAUAUUCCCCAUCGCCGAGGAGCAGAAGCUUGCUCUUCUUGACACGACCACCGUGCGCGAACGGAUGAAGAUUGUUUGUCGGUGGAUCAUUAAUUGGAGUGAACCACAGCCUCUAGAACGGUUUUGUUGUGUGAUGUGACGGGGCUGCACCUGGGGGCAAGCGAUUUGACAACUCUUGUUUAACUGCCCCGAAACACCUUUCCUGUACUUCCCUUUCUUUGUGAUACCAAGUCGUGUGCAUACCCAACUGUUCCAUCCCAAAUAGAUAUAGGCAGCUGUCUCAACUGCCCCGAAUUCUACAUAAAUCAGCAUAGCAUGUCCUACUCGGUGUCGUUGGCCUUGAUAAGCGCGUUGUGCAAAUAGUGGAACGGAAAGGUCUGGACUGCCAAUGUGAGGGACCUACCCGCUCAUGUUUGACGAGCCGGAGAAACCAUGUACAUGAUGUGGUUCUGCUAAAGGACAACUGGAGAGUUUGGUGGAGUUUGCCGUCAAUGGACUCCCUUCGGAAGCGCAAUUUGUCUAUACCAGUGUAUUGUGAUGCGCGUUAUUCACAGCACCGCACUUCAAGUUCGGAGAACCAUGUUGCAUCACGAUGAAUAGAUGAAAGGCUUUGUAGA
Messenger RNA from Diaporthe batatas, 2969 nucleotides. RefSeq lists its product as uncharacterized. Lineage: Eukaryota; Fungi; Ascomycota; Sordariomycetes; Diaporthales; Diaporthaceae. The record is from RefSeq and is a predicted model, not a curated record. The transcript has 2 exons. Bases 914 to 2491 code for a protein of 525 amino acids.